Molecule: messenger RNA, 1746 nt
Organism: Diutina rugosa
Lineage: Eukaryota; Fungi; Ascomycota; Pichiomycetes; Serinales; Debaryomycetaceae
Exons: 1
Coding region: 1-1746 (581 amino acids)
Source: RefSeq, a predicted model, not a curated record
AUGCUAAGGGAACCACUUGGUCCCACACUGCGUGCUUCAACACCAGAAAACAGAACGAAACUCCUGGCGUUGCCACCAGUCAAUUCUCCGGUGGAUAUUCUCGAUAACUUGCCCCUAUUGAAAUAUCUCGCAUAUCAAGCUGAUGUCGAUGGACACUCCCAAAGCUUUAAUGCCUAUCUCAAGCAAACAAUCAUCGAUGUGCUCCCUGACACGGCGUCGUUGAUCUCAAUCAAAUUAAAUGAAUCGGCACAAAGUAACUUAGCUAAGGUCGAGAUGGACCACGUUGUCUUGAUUUUGACAGUAAAUCUCAUCUUUGAAGCUGACGAUUGCACUUACCAAGAGGGUAACACCGACAGUGUUCUCAAGAUCCAACAACUACUCAAAAAAUUAUACCACUUGGUUGAUUACAUGGAUCGUCCCGGUGUUGCUGAGAUUGUUUCUAUUUUGUUCCCCAACACCUUCACCUAUCCUGAGCAAUUCGAAUUGAUCCUAGAUAGCUUCAGCAGCUUGAAGAAAGAAUCACUAACACCUAAGCAAUAUGCUAUGUUUGCUAUGGGUCAGGUCCGCGGUAUGAUCAUGUUACUUUUGAAUUUCCUCCCGACUUUGCUCUUCACCAAUGAAGACGACAUCGCUGCUUGGAAAGCUUUCCAGCACUUGAGUAACUUCUACCAGCCACAGAGAAUUCCGACUCCUCAAUACCAACUCGACAGUACUGUUGGCUUAGAGUGGGAUCAAUUUAAGCCACCACUGGACUCCAAGUUGAUUAGUAACUACAACUUAAUCGAGGAGGGCGUUGAAAACAUUUUCGAAAGCUCCGGUUCAGAAUCCGCUGAAGACCCCAAGGAGGACACUGAUGAUACUUCCGCAAUCUCAAAACAUCUCCAAAAAGGCAUUGAUUCACUCACACACUAUGUUACCCGUCUCAUCAAUGAUCAUCCCGCCUGGUUCCCUCCCAUCUUCGGCCCUAUGGUUUUCCACUCUAUCGAGCAUACCUUUCGGUCUUUCCAAGACUUUUCAAUUUUGAACAAAAACGGGGGGAAUAUCUUUUUUAAUGCCAUAAACUCUAUUUUCCUCCACUUCGAGUUGGUUUCAUGUCCAAAGCUUAACAAGAAUUGCGUUUGCAUUUUGAUUAUGGUGGCAUUAUAUUCAACUUUGGACAACGUACUCUAUGAGCAGAUCAAGUUGAUGGGACCUGUGGCUCUAUUGUCUUCUGAUAUCAUGUUUUCUUGUGCCGUGGUAAGACUGGUCUUGAGCAAUUUCAAGAAAAAGAAGCCCUUUGUGAAACAGAUUCCGUUUGGCGAGAUUACUACAGUUGGAUUUGGGACAUUCAAAGUCGUCGACGAUGUCGGGUGUUCGUUUAAAGUGAACGCUUUCUACUCACCCGACAGUCUCGGGAAAUCCCUUGCCCUCGAUCCUCACUCCAAUGAAGUAGGGGUAAAGAUGCUGGAGGCAUUGCCCAUCAUGAUAUCUCUCGAUCACAUUAAAAAGCAUUGUGAUCCAGUGGUGGAUGUCAAUGGCAAACUCUAUUUUAAACAUAAAGGCGAGGGCAGAGUUCACACCUUGAGACGAGGGGGUUAUUAUUAUGUGCCAUUGAAGCAACUGCAUGAACUAGUGGUUACGAUCCAGAGUUUGGAGACUGUUGAAAAACGUUUGUGGAAAAACUUGGCUAUCAUGAAUUCGAAGAAUUGGAAGAUCACUUACCCAGGUGUGGCAGAGAUGCUUGACGAGCUUCAAUAUGGAGGGUAG